AUGCCGCUCCCCGACACCAUGUUCUGCGCGCAGCAGAUCCACAUUCCGCCCGAGCUGCCGGACAUCCUGAAGCAGUUCACCAAGGCCGCCAUCCGCACGCAGCCCGCCGACGUGCUGCAGUGGUCCGCGGGCUAUUUCUCAGCUCUGUCCAGAGGAGAUCCUCUUCCGGUAAAGGACAGAAUCGAAAUGCCCAUGGCCACCCAGAAAACAGACUCGGGCCUGACCCAGGGGCUCCUGAAAGUCUUGCACAAGCAGUGUGGCCACAGGCAAUACGUGGAAUUAGAUGACCUUGAGAAGAAGUGGAAAAAUCUGUGCCUGCCGGUGGAGAAAUUCCGGGCGCUCCUGCUCCUGGACCCCUGCGUCGACAGGAUAGAGUGGAGGAAGUUCUUAGCGCUGGGCUGCAGCACCCUGGGUGGGUCGCUGAACUCCGCCAUGAAGCACCUCUGCGAGAUCCUCACCCAGGACCCCGAGGGGGGCCCCGCUCGGAUCCCGUUCGAGACUUUUGCCUACAUCUACCGCUACCUGGCUGGGUUGGACCCCAAUAUCCUUCCCGCCGAGACGGAGUCCUACCUUAGUAAUCUAAAGAGCAAUGUAGAAGCUAGAAAGAAUGGCAUGGUAGGACUUUCUGAUUUCUUCGUUCCAAAGAGGAAACUUUAGAAAACUUUGAAAUCUCUGAAGAUGUGGACCAUCACUACAGAGAAGAACACAUUUUAAUGUCGAAAUUGUGCUUUUGGAAACCCUUGGCACCAAAUACACGUUGUCAUAAACCACUUGAA
This is a messenger RNA of Perognathus longimembris pacificus (Pacific pocket mouse), 776 nucleotides long. It is a transcript of the gene Ropn1l, whose product is annotated as rhophilin associated tail protein 1 like. NCBI's taxonomy places the organism in Eukaryota, Metazoa, Chordata, Mammalia, Rodentia, Heteromyidae. Bases 1 to 657 code for a protein of 218 amino acids. The record is from RefSeq and is a predicted model, not a curated record. The transcript has 5 exons.